AUGCUAGUUGAACGCAAUUCCUUCAUUUACAUUUCCAUUGUGCUAGCCAUAUUGGUCCCGUGGAUUUUCAACUUCACCAAAUCAAUAAGUAACGUUGAAAAUCUACGACACAUUGUGAAUCACGAGUUGAAAGCUGUCGUCCCGAUACUGCUAAGGUUUAACAAUGAGUUUUUUAUACUCCCUGACUUGAUACAAGCUUCACAAGUGCAGAUUGAUGAGGAGCUACGGGCCUUGGGUGUACGAAACUUGGAAUUUGUGCUUCUGGAUAAGAUUCAAGGAGGUAAUUCCAGUACGAGAUACAUGAUGGACCUUAUCCUUCACCACGAAAAUUCACUUGGAAUCUCUUCUGACUCGUUGCAAGCGGCGAUUUUUUACACGUUGGAAUCCAUCCACUCUAAUGAUUUACCCUUUUUUAUUGCCCAAACGGUAUUGUAUCAUUUCCUAAAUGCAGAUGUGGAAGUGUUUAGCAAAUCAGAGUAUGAGAAUUUCAGAGAGGAUCUUGAGUUUGAAAUCGGAUUCGGCGAAGCAAUACACGAGGAAAGAAGAUCGGAGAUUAUAAGUGUCCUUCGAAGUUUGUCAUUGACGGUGCGCCCAAUAUCGCGUUUACGUUGGACAAUAGACAACAACAAAUUAACGAAUGGUAAUGAUGAUGACGUCGUCAUAAAUUUUCCAGGAAAGCUUUCCAAGACUGUCAAGAAUGACUCGCAUACUACUUUCAAAAUCCAGACAAUCUUAGAAGAUCAGUUGGAUCUUCCUCAGAGACCAAGGAACAACUUACAAAUACGGCUCCUUGCGGCAUACAGAAAGAAAACUUUUUCGAAUAUGAACCUCAUAUUGGACAAGCUUUCUGUGAUUGAGGGUCAUGGCGAACUCGAGACUCAAUUAAAGGAAUUGAUUGCUGAGCUCAGUAAAUCGCAAAAAACUUCUUGGUUGGAUUACUUGGAAACGACUCAAAACAUGUUGAAAUCAUUAGACAAGUGA
Molecule: messenger RNA, 981 nt
Organism: Lodderomyces parapsilosis
Lineage: Eukaryota; Fungi; Ascomycota; Pichiomycetes; Serinales; Debaryomycetaceae
Exons: 1
Coding region: 1-981 (326 amino acids)
Source: RefSeq, a predicted model, not a curated record